AUGAUGAAGCUGAUGGCGGCACCUUUUGCUCUGCUAUUGGAGGAGGAGUUGACACUCCUGAGCAGUGUCUGUGUCAGAGUGGUCUCAGAGCAGCACCUGCAUCUACUAGAGCUGGCGGUCCAUGAAUGUGACCCACCCCACAGGCUUCAGGGGAUAACCAAGCUGGAAGCUGGAGAAAUUCAAAGUACCUGGGUUUUUCAACAGCUUGGAGGAAGCAUGCAUUCGCUCACCAGCCCUACAACAAAACGGAGCCCGAGCCAUCCUGGAGAGGAUGCAGUGGUGUCUUUUGCUGAUGGAGGAUGGGUAGCCAAAGAAGAAGGAAAGUGUUCAGCAAGACAAAGGACAGAGGUCAGAUCAAGGGAGUCUCUUCAGAAUGACCUUCCUUUCUUUGAGAAGCUGCCAAGCAGGCAGUGUUCCUUACCAAACCUGUCUCCAGAAGAGCUUCCACAGAAGACAGCACUAGCAAAUGAGGAGGCAUUGCAGAAGAUCUGUGCCCUUGAAAAUGAACUUGCUGCUCUCAGAGCUCAGAUUGCCAAAACUGUGACCCAGCAAGAACAGCAACAUGUCAUUCCAGGUGACUUAGAUCCUACCACAUCUGUUACUACACCACCAUCCUGUCCCUCUCCCGCCCCCACCUCCCCCAACCCUCCCCCAUCGGGGCUCCCAACCUGAUGAAAGAGCGAAGAGAGAAAAAAAACCUGUGCUGGAAAGACCUUGGUUAAGAACAGUCCAAAGAAACCUGAUAUGACAAAUACGUUAGAGAUCCUUAAAGAUAUGAACAGUGUAAAAUGUCAGUCAGUGAAAAGUUCAGAACAGGAAAUAAAGCCCAAACCGGUGAAUGCUACGGACACUGCUGCCCUCCUACCAGGGGCUCUGAAAAAGGCAUUUGCCUAUCGAUAUCGAAGCCAUAGUCAAGGUGAAAUCCAAAACCUGCAUCAGAGGCCACCUCAGAACAGAGUGCUAUUGGGGCCACACAUGUCGAAGUCUACAGGAAAAAUGAAGGCUUUAAUUGAAAAUGUUUCAACUUCCUACUAGACAGUGAGCAGAGAAAAACUAUCCUUGUUCCAGCUGUUGGUUUGUUAGGGCUGUUUGACGAGUGGAAAUCAACACAAUUUAGUAAAUACCUGAAUUUAGUAUUCAGUGGUCUCCUUU
Lontra canadensis (Northern American river otter) is the source of this 1152-nucleotide messenger RNA. Its product is annotated as mitochondrial fission regulator 1-like. NCBI's taxonomy places the organism in Eukaryota, Metazoa, Chordata, Mammalia, Carnivora, Mustelidae. The transcript is spliced from 4 exons. Gene Ontology annotation, cellular component: mitochondrion. The record is from RefSeq and is a predicted model, not a curated record. Gene Ontology annotation, biological process: aerobic respiration; mitochondrial fission.